Messenger RNA from Knipowitschia caucasica, 840 nucleotides. The record is from the annotation of a GenBank genome assembly. NCBI's taxonomy places the organism in Eukaryota, Metazoa, Chordata, Actinopteri, Gobiiformes, Gobiidae.
AUGAGCCCUAAACCAAACAGCCCAGUACGUCCCAAAGCUUCCCCUCCGGCCUUCAGUUUGGAUGGCCUGUUAGACGUUCCUGACAGGCCCAAAAGCGUGAAGCCGUGCAGCCCUGUGGCAGCCCACCCUGGAGGGUCCCGCACGGAGAGCGAGUCCCACAUCAGCCUGUGCGUGCUGGGAUCCACCUGGCAGCAAGAGCGGCGCAACUGCGCUCCAACUCCCACCAAAAAGGAGCCCCGUGGACCAUCGCGCCUCAAGCCACCUCUGGGCUUCCCGGGACCGAUCCCCGCUCCCUGCUCCCGUGUGUGGGAAAGACUGGAGUGUGUGCGUGCCCGCUCUCCGUGCGCGAGGAAGACUGAAACGCCCUGUGGACCCCCGGGGGACUGUAGAGAGAUCCGGCUCAGGGCACAUUGCUGGUCCCAGCGCACCCCCACAGGCCUGGACUGCAUGGGCUGGAGGAGGCAGCUCUCCUACUCAACGCCCCUGACGGACCCCCACCUCAGCCUGAGGCAGGGACCAGAGCACAGUACAGCCCGUCCACACGGAGUCGAGCACCUGCCGACCUGCUCUUGUGUGGUGGCCGCAAUGCGCACUCAACAACUGGGCUCCCAUGGGGCAGUGCCGUUACCGGUGAGCAGCAUAGGGAGCAGUGGGUCCUCUCUGGGCCUUUCCCCUGGCUCUGACUCAGAUGGCAGCAGCCCCACAGGCAGCAUGGGCACUGGGACAGGACUAGGGGUGGGGGGUGGUCAGGGAGGCGGAGGUACUCUACGGGGACUGCUGUCCCACUACUGGAGCCUGGAGAGUCUGCACUCCACCACAGGUAAGAUACGGCCAUGGUGA